Molecule: messenger RNA, 1323 nt
Organism: Quercus lobata
Lineage: Eukaryota; Viridiplantae; Streptophyta; Magnoliopsida; Fagales; Fagaceae
Product: dynamin-like protein ARC5
Exons: 6
Coding region: 307-1146 (279 amino acids)
Source: RefSeq, a predicted model, not a curated record
UCUCUUUAAAGUUCAAACCGUAGCUUGACUCUUCCCUACCAUCGAUGACCAUUGCCGACGAGUUUCACUUCCUGUUUGCCGAUGAGUUUAGCUUCCUGUUUGUUAACAUGUGUUGGGUGUCCUAUCUCUCAAAAUCCGACCCACCCAACCGAAGAAUCGAGACAAACGGUUUCAUCUGACCAUUCGGUCAACAACGGGUGAGAAAUCUGUUCACCCGACCUAAGCGGGUCAAGUGACGGUUUGACCCCAAACCCGAUCCGCCCGAUCCGUGGACAGCCCUAGUUUCCUCGGGCAUAUGCGUGGUGAAUGUAUCGUGUUUUCAAAAAGAUGAUGGUUAUUGCAAGAUUACAAUGUCAUGGUUUAGUAUUUUGGCUCCGGAGAUCCUGUUCUACACCAUCAUCUUCUUCCUCGAGAGACAGAAUCAAUCAAUCUCCGUUUGCUGUCUUGAAACUUCCGACAAGAACUUUCUGUACUGCAGCCAGAUGUAUGGAGGAUUUAAUAAGCACCACCCGUUACAUCACUUGGUCCCUCCACAAUAAGAAUCGGGGUGGGUUACGUCAAUUUUUAGACUCUUUUGGAGGAACAGAACAGUCCAACACAGGUGGUAAUCCUUUGUUUGCUGGUCUCUCCCCUGAUUCAUCAUUGGGAUCCGUUGCCUAUGAGAAGCAGGACUCUAAGCCAAGGGCAGAUGUAAAGCUCAGUCAUCUGGCCUUGGGUUCUGACUCAAGCUCUUCUAUCCAGACAUCAGAAACAAAGUUGGCUGAUCUUCUAGAUAGUACACUUUGGAAUCGGAGGCUUGCUCCAUCAUCUGAAAGGAUUGUUUAUGCUUUGGUACAACAGAUAUUUCAUGGCGUAAGAGAAUAUUUCUUGGCAUCUGCAGAGUUAAAGUUCAACUGCUUCCCUUUAAUGCCGGUUGUAGACAAGUUGCCUGCACUCCUCCGAGAGGACUUGGAAUCUGCUUUUGAAGACGACUUGGAUAAUAUUUUUGACAUCACUAACUUACAACACUCAUUAGGCCUGCAGAAGCGAGAUACAGAGAUUGAGCUGAAAAGGAUUAAGAGGCUUAAAGAGAAAUUCAGACAAAUACAUGAGCAGAUUAGUUCACACGAAGUCAUGACAAAGCCAUCCACGGAUUCAACGAAGUGACCCUGAUCCAAAAUACUGCUGAAUACAUCAGAUGUGUGAGAUGACAUUAUUCAUUUGUUAGUUUACUGUUGACGCUUCUCCAUUAUAUAAUUCUGAAAGAAGAAUGAUCUGGUAGUCAUUACAAGAAUUUCUUAUAAGCUUACUAUAUAUGAAAUAUCUUUAGUUUGCUUCUUAUUA